Molecule: messenger RNA, 1865 nt
Organism: Penaeus chinensis
Lineage: Eukaryota; Metazoa; Arthropoda; Malacostraca; Decapoda; Penaeidae
Product: methylglutaconyl-CoA hydratase, mitochondrial-like
Exons: 5
Coding region: 77-700 (207 amino acids)
Biological process (GO): fatty acid beta-oxidation
Cellular component (GO): mitochondrion
Molecular function (GO): enoyl-CoA hydratase activity
Source: RefSeq, a predicted model, not a curated record
AAUCCAUCCGAUCUUGAACGCAAGGCCUUAAGUUUCAUCAUCAAAUCGUUUCCCGUAUAUCCUUAUUUCGUGUAAAAUGGCAAAUAUCCGCCGGCUUGUCAUCUUCGGAGCUACGGGGAACACAGGUCUUUGUUGUACCGAGGCUGCCGUCCAGCUGGGAUACGACACGACCGUAUUCAUCCGCGACCCCGCUAAACUGCCGGAACCCUUGGCUUCUCAAGUGACCGUGAAGGUCGGUGACAUCUUAGAUGAAUAUCAGGUUGACGAUGCUGUGCAAGGGCAGGACGCCGUUGUCAUUGUCAUCGGCACGCGGAAUGACCUAAGUCCUACAACGAUGAUGUCAGAGGGAACGAAGAAUGUUCUCAGCGCUAUGGAGAAGUACAACGUUAAUCGUGUGUCUGCGUGUCUCUCGUCCUUCAACUUCUGGGAGCGUGAAAAGGUUCCUGAGCGAUUCCUCAAUAUACUGGACGACCAUUCACGCAUGCUUGAAGCUCUAAAGGCGAGCAGCCGGGAAUGGGUAGCAGUUCUUCCACCACAUAUUACAGGUGAACCGGCGAAGGGAGACUACAUCACAGCGCAAGGGAAGGGGCCAGGUCGUACCAUUUCGAAGCACGACCUGGGACACUUCAUGGUCACCUGUUUGACUGAUGAUGACAACCUUCAUAAAAUGAUUGGCCUCUGUGACAAGCCACAGGCUUAGUUCCAGCACCAGGAGUCUUUUGUUCAGAAAUGAAACAUCUUUAAUCCAUAUUAAUGGAGAAUGUAGAAACUGUAGAAACGGGAGUAGUGUUAGCCCCCCGGGAGAAAAAAAAAAACUAAGAAAAAGAAUCUUGGUAAGCAAUACUCACGCAAAAGGUGACAAGUCAAUGCUAAAUUCUUGGCAUCAGACUAUUAUUAUUAUUAUGAUUUUUUGCAGUCUAAAAAUUACCAUUUACAAGCAAUCAGGAAGAAUGCAUCCAUGAGGAUAUGCAGUUUGCUAUACUAAAUAUGCUUUAGAUCUGUGACAUUAGACUGAAGUAAAAUUCCUCUAGUGUAGUUAAGGUAAGCAGGGCAAUCAUUUCAAUCAAAGCAUGGAUUUAAAUUCUUAUUUUGCUUUACAGGCUUGAUUUUGAAGAAAUAUGUAGUAUUUAUAGAUAUCUUUGAAAUUUGUUUCAUGUAAAAAUGUCACAACUUUAACAAAGUGUACCAAGAAUUUCUUUACUGAUUUCUUUUUUGGUAUUUUUGAAGUUAAUUGAAGAAAUGUGCAUUUCUACAGUAGUGAUAUUAAAGUACCAUGUAUUAAACACUGAGAAAUAUUUUGGUGCAAGAUUUGUUAAAUAAAAUAUAGAUUUUAUGUAGCUUUGACUCCAUUUAAUGACAUAGAAUAAAAUAUAUAUUUUUUUAAUUACUGUUAGUAUUUUUAGUUUGAUAGAUAAUUAUUUCAUAUAUAUAUAUAUAUUUUGUUUUUUAAUUACUGUUAAUAUUUUGCUUGAUUGAUAAUUUUUUUUUUAAUUACUGUUAGUAUUUUAUUCAUUAGCUAUGCAAAAAUACAGAGUUAAUUAGAAAUUUCUUACAUUUUGAAUUCCAAAGAAACAUUGUAGUAAAAGUUCUUGAACUGUUGACAUCUAUGUAUUAAAUGGAUAUAAAAAAGUUUACACAAGUUACAAUGCCUGUACAUUACUCUGCAAGAAAUUCAUACUACUACUUUAUGCAGCAUUCUUUUUCCUGGCCUACAUGAAGCACUUUGCCAUUUGAAAUGUUUUGUUGUUGGGUAUUUCAAUCAACAGGUAAUAUAUCUUAUACUAGGAUGCACAGACUAAGAUUCUCAACUAUGUAUUUUUUCAUUAUAAAGGAUGUAGAAUGGUUAAAAAUAUUCAUUUAGUAUA